AGAGGUUGAUGAGUGUGCUCUUGGGACUGAUCGUUGCAGCACAAAUGCCUUAUGUACAGACAUAUCUGGUGGCUAUAGAUGUACAUGUAAUGCUGGAUACAUUGGUGAUGGUUUCACAUGUUUGGACUAUAACGAAUGUCUUCAAGGAGAAUUCGACUGUUCCCCACUGGGAUAUUGCCUUAAUGUACCCGGAAGUUACACGUGCAAGUGUCAAAUAGGGUACCUAGGCGAUGGAGUGACAUGCGAAAGUAAGGAGUUCAUCAUUUUUUACAUAAGCUUAUUUAUUUUUUCAUUUCGUCUGACAAGCUCACUGCCCAGUGAAUUUGUCAGACUAUCCAAGAAAAUUCGUAUGUGUUUCUGUCUGACAAUAUCACCGCGGUAGCACAAAUCCACUAUCUUUAGCUUCUUCAUUUAGCGUUUCCUAAAGCUCCCAUUAAUGUUCCAUUUGGGGAAUUAUUCUCGAAAACGGUUGUAUUGGAUGUAACCCGCCACUGUCCAUCCUUCAUAACUAUAUUUUUAAGUUCACCUUGUGAUUUAGCGGUUCUAUAGUAAUACGGUAAGUUACAA
This is a messenger RNA of Owenia fusiformis, 567 nucleotides long. The record is from the annotation of a GenBank genome assembly. Lineage: Eukaryota; Metazoa; Annelida; Polychaeta; Sabellida; Oweniidae.